CCCAACGUUUCCUUCAGUUGUCAUCUCCAACCUGGGGUUCAGCCCUGUCCGAGGUUUUUAGAUAAGGGCCAUGAAUAGCUAGAUAACAUCAACGAUUUAACCUUAAUAUGUGUUUAAUUGCCUCACUACAUUGUCAGGUCCUUUGCUUGUGCCUUUAAUUUGAAAGUUUGAGAGCGGAAAAAUUGAUCUAUGCAAUCUUUAAACUAUCAGCAUCAGCUAGCUAACGUUAACCAGGAGGAUUGUACAUUAUUCUCCAGUCUAAAAACGUGUUGACUUUAACUGUAAUUUUAUCAAUGCCCUGUUAGUCGUCAGGGAAUUCAGUUUACGUUGGUAGCGUUAUCUGGCUGGUUUCAAUGAAAGAUGAAACUAGAUUGCUAAAAACGUUAGGAAUCGUGCGUAACAGGUAAAAGCUAACGUUAACAAUUGGUGUUUUCGUUGAUAGAAACACCCAACGUUACCUAGGUUAGAGAUAAACAAGUCUUAGCUAGCUAGCGCUAACGUUAGGUGCCUCUAGAAAGCCUCGUCGACAUGAUCCUUUCUCGCGUGAAGCCAGCCGUGGGAGGAGAGACACCGUUGAGCAUCAGUGAGAAAAAGAGGAAAAACAAGACAAAAGUUCCUAACUUGGAGGAAUACCUGCAACAGAGAGACUACCUUGGGGCUUUGACACUGUUAGAGUUUCAAAGAAGUAUUGGCGAGAAAGAGGAGCAUACGGACCAAUGGAUUGGCUACUGCGCCUUUCACUUGGGUGAUUACAAGAGAGCUAUGGAGGAGUACAAGUCUCUGACCAUGAAGCCUGAAUGUCCUGCUCAGGUGUGGGUCUUUCUGGCCUGUGCACUGUUUUUUCUGGGGCUCUAUAAAGAGGCUGAGGAGGCUGCAUCUAAGGCGCCAAUGUCCCCCCUCCAAAAUCGAUUACUCUUCCACUUGGCUCACAAGUUCAAUGAUGAGAAGAAGCUGAUGGGUUUCCACCAGAACCUGGAGGAUGUGACAGAGGACCAGCUGAGCCUGGCGUCCAUCCACUACAUGCGCUCCCACUACCAGGAGGCUAUAGACAUCUAUAAACGCCUUCUACUGCAGAACAGAGAUUACCUCGCCCUGAAAGUUUACGUGGCUCUGUGUUACUACAAGCUGGACUACUAUGAUGUGUCCCAGGAGGUGUUGGCUGUGUACCUGCAGAGCAUGCCAGACUCCACUAUUGCCCUCAACCUCAAGGCCUGCAACCACUUCAGACUCUACAAUGGCAAGGCAGCUGAGGCUGAAUUGAAGAACCUAAUCGACAUCUCCUCCUGCUCCUUUGAGUUUGCUAAGGAGCUUAUCCGACACAACCUGGUGGUGUUCCGCGGUGGGGAGGGGGCGUUGCAGGUGCUGCCUCCUCUGAUCGAUGUGAUCCCCGAGGCCAGACUCAACCUGGUCAUCUACUAUCUCAGACAAGAUGAUGUCCAGGAAGCCUACAACCUCAUCCAAGAUUUGGUGCCCACAACACCUCAGGAGUAUAUUUUGAAAGGAGUGGUAAAUGCGGCGUUGGGACAAGAAAUUGGAUCAAGGGAUCAUCUAAAAAUUGCUCAGCAGUUCUUUCAGUUAGUUGGAGGCUCGGCCAGCGAGUGUGACACUAUUCCUGGCAGGCAGUGCAUGGCCUCCUGCUUCUUCCUCUUGAGACUGUUUGAAGAUGUUCUCAUAUAUCUAAACUCAGUCAAGGGUUACUUCUAUAAUGAUGAUACGUUCAACUUCAACUAUGCUCAAGCUAAAGCAGCCCUUGGCAACUACAAAGAAGCAGAAGAGAUUUUUCUGCUGAUUCAGAGUGAAAAGAUCAAGAAUGACUAUGUCUACCUCAGCUGGCUGGCACGAUGCUACAUAAUGAACCAGAGGGGUCGGCUUGCCUGGGAGCUCUAUCUGAAGAUGGGCACUUCCUCCGAUUCCUUCAGUCUGCUGCAGCUCAUUGCCAACGACUGCUACAAGAUGGGCCAGUUCUACUAUGCAGCUAAAGCGUUUGAUGCACUGGAGAAACUGGACCCAGGAUCCAACUACUGGGAGGGCAAGAGAGGGGCAUGUGUCGGCAUCUUCCAGCUCAUACUGGCAAACAAGGAGUCCAAGGAGACACUUAAAGAGGUGUUGUCUCUGCUGCGAAAUUCAGGAAACCCCCAGGUUGAAUACAUCAUCCGAGUUCUGAGGAAGUGGGCCAAAGACAACAGAGUCCUCCUCUCAUGACAACUUUGGGCACUGAACUUCAGCUCACUACAUACAAGAGUAGCUACAUUAUGCAGACAUCAUCAGUCAUAGUGCAUUUGGUCAUUUCACUUGAUUAAAUCAUAUUUAUGAUAUCUACACCCAACGAAGAAAUAUGGAGCUGUUAUUUCUGCCACACUAUUGUUAAAAUAUGUAAGUUUUGAAUUGCAAUUCUCUAUAUACUCGUAUAUUUGUAUUAAAAUGGGACUGUAUUUUUAUUAUUAAACGACUAAACGACUUUUUAAAUGCCUUUUAAAUGAUUUAUAUGAAAUUCAGUACAGUAAUUUACAUCACACAGUUUUUUCUCAGCUUUUUUUAAGCAAUACAAAAUACAAAAACUAUUAGCAGAACAAGAAAGAACAGAACAAUAAAGAUAAAGAAAUUAGGCACAAGAUAUGAGUGUAUACUGUGAAGGCAGGGAAAAAAA
Molecule: messenger RNA, 2647 nt
Organism: Sander lucioperca (pikeperch)
Lineage: Eukaryota; Metazoa; Chordata; Actinopteri; Perciformes; Percidae
Gene: ift56
Product: tetratricopeptide repeat domain 26
Exons: 18
Coding region: 529-2202 (557 amino acids)
Biological process (GO): intraciliary transport involved in cilium assembly; intraciliary anterograde transport
Cellular component (GO): intraciliary transport particle B; ciliary base; ciliary basal body
Molecular function (GO): intraciliary transport particle B binding; protein binding
Source: RefSeq, a predicted model, not a curated record